Molecule: messenger RNA, 822 nt
Organism: Saprolegnia parasitica CBS 223.65
Lineage: Eukaryota; Oomycota; Saprolegniomycetes; Saprolegniales; Saprolegniaceae
Exons: 8
Coding region: 1-822 (273 amino acids)
Biological process (GO): tRNA modification; mRNA pseudouridine synthesis
Cellular component (GO): mitochondrion
Molecular function (GO): RNA binding; pseudouridine synthase activity
Source: RefSeq, a predicted model, not a curated record
AUGCUCGAGCAUGGCUUCCUGAACCUCUGCAAGCCGAAGGGCAUGACGUCGCACGCGUGCGUCGCCAAGUUGCGCCACCUCCUCAAGACCAAGCACAUUGGCCACGCAGGAACGCUCGAUCCGAUGGCCACGGGCGUGCUACCGAUCGCUGUGAACCGCGCGACCAAGUUCAUCCAGUUCUUGCACAAGGCCAAGGCCUACGAUGGCACGAUCCGGUUCGGCGUCACGACCGACUCGGACGACAUUACGGGGUGCAUCGUCGCCGGAGCAUGCCCCGUGCCCGAGCUUACACACGCCCGCGUAGAGGCUGCACUGCGAGGGUUCGUCGGCAACAUCAUUCAGCGCCCGCCGGUGGUCAGCGCGAUUCGCAUCGACGGCGAGCGGCUCUACCACUUGGCCCGCACCGGCAAAGCGACGCUCGACGACGUACCACUGCGGCACGUGACGGUCCACGGCAUCCAGCUCCAUACGUUCACGCCUGGCGACUACCCCGAGGCGACAAUCUCGGUCGAUUGCAGCGAGGGCACGUACAUCCGGUCGAUUGCGCGCGAGUGUGGCGAGGUGCUUCUCGUCCAGAACGGAGACAUCCCCGCCGGCGCCACGCUCGCAUCGCUCCACCGCACGCGCAGCAACGGCCUCACGCACGAGUCGAGCUUGACACUCGAGCAAGUCGAGCGCUGCGUUCAGGACGGAACGCUGGUUUUGACGCCACCGGAAGCCCUCCUCCAGCACCUGCCACGCAUUCACAUGUCGCCCGCCGUCGAGCGUGUCUGGCGCAACGGCCAAGCGCUCCUCAAGUCCUAUGACCACGGCGGUCUAUAG